Hibiscus syriacus is the source of this 3017-nucleotide messenger RNA. RefSeq lists its product as uncharacterized. The record is from RefSeq and is a predicted model, not a curated record. Gene Ontology annotation, cellular component: transcription factor TFIIIC complex. The transcript is spliced from 10 exons. Gene Ontology annotation, biological process: 5S class rRNA transcription by RNA polymerase III; transcription initiation at RNA polymerase III promoter. The coding region runs from base 1471 to 2799 and encodes 442 amino acids. NCBI's taxonomy places the organism in Eukaryota, Viridiplantae, Streptophyta, Magnoliopsida, Malvales, Malvaceae. Gene Ontology annotation, molecular function: DNA binding.
GUAACUGUUCUGAUACUCUUCUUUUUUAACUGCAUUCUUCCACUACUGUUUUUUUCUCCCACGCUGCUUUCGCUUCCCGCCAUGGCCGCUCUUAAAUUCUACUAGUGAACAGAAACUAUCCGAUCGAAGACGAAGAUUUCAAUCAAUGGAUUCCAUCAUAUCAUCAGCUGUCGAAGAAAUCUGUUCGACAGGUCGCGACGGCGUUGCUUUAUCUUCUCUCUGCUCAAAACUCGCUUCGAGCGUCGAAAUUAAACGGGUCCUGUGGGAAAACCUACUUCAGAUUCCAGCGCUUCAGUUUCGGAAGCGGAAUCGUGUUUACGAUAGCAAUGAUCGUUUGAUUCAGCCGUUUGACGAUGCGGAAAAGCUGGAUUUGAAUGUUGUUGCUAAGGAAAAAUUGUGCGAUAAUUUUUUAGGCAUUUAUGAUUUCUCUUUGGGAGGUGAAGAAAAAGAGUUCCAUCAACAGCCUCUCGUUCUUGAACGUAUUGCCAGUGCUAGGACGAAUGGAAUAACUCAAAGCCAACUUAGCAAGGAAUUUGGAAUUGAAGGAAACAGAUUUUUCUAUUUGGUAAAGAAGCUUGAGAAAAGUGGCUUAAUCAUAAGACAAGAAGCACGUGUGAGAACUAGAGGAAGUGGUAAACAAUGCCUAUCAACAAAGUUAAUUCAUUUAUACCGUUAUGCAAAGCAGUUGAGAUCUCAAGAGAAAUUUGAGGUUACCAAAGACGAAGGGACGUGGACAAAGAGGAUUCAAACGUAGAACAUAUUGAAGAGGAUAUUCUUGUUAACGAUAGUGUGCCGCUAAUGAAAUCAAUCUGUGAUAAACUUGAAGAAGCUCAUGGCAAGGUUCUUGUCAUGUCAGAUAUUAAACGUGAUCUUGGCUAUGUCGGGUCACGGCAGGCAAAACAUAGAUGGCAGAAAGUAUAUGAUAGAUUGAAAACUGCUGGUGUAGUAGAGGAGAUUAAUGUAAAAGUGAAUGGGAAGGAUAAGCGGUGUUUGCAUUUGCUAAAAAAAAUUCACGUUCGGAUUUUGAGAAAAAUACGAUCAGAUGUGUUGAAGGCAAAGAGCUGAAAUUGGGAAGAUUUCAAAUAGCUGACCAGCUUGUGGGGCUUCCAUUGAUCAUCAGAUUUAUGACACAAUUGAUGCUACAGGAUCCAAAGGAAUGCUUAUUACAGAGGUAGGCAAGAGGUUCGGAAUUGAAAAGAAGCCGAAUCAUAGGAACUGUUUUCUAAUGAGCAACAAAUUUGGGAUGCCUAUGCAGAUGGAACUUCAUAAUAAAAGCAUGAAUACAGAAUUUGGACAGCCAGGAACAGUGAAUCUUCUAAUGUAAUUCCAAGUAGAUCAAAUGACCUUUUCAGCAAAAAUUAUAGUUUGGGUGUUGCCAACCCUAGGUGUUCAGAUGGAUCAGCCCGAAUCUCAGAUCUUUGGAAUUCUGAAAGUGACACCCUUUGGAAGACAAACGACUAUGAAAAUGAAAUGAAUCUCUCUUUUUGCUCUCGAAGAGAUAGUGAGGCAAGUAAUAGUAUCUCCAAUAUGUGCAAGCCACAAGAGUUGAUCCAUGAAACAAGAGCAGUGUCUCCAAACAGAACAGUUCAUUCUGUGAAGACUGCAACAUUGAUGCUUAAAGCUUGUCAGUCUUCGACAGUUGAUAGCGCCCGGAGAGGGCAGAGAAUACUUGAACUAUUGCAGGUUGAAAAGAUUGUCUUGAGAACAGAGCUAUAUAGGUUUCUUGUGAAUCUCGAGAAAGACAAAGGCACAACAAUGGACAGGAAAACUGUAGACAAAAUAUUGCAGAAGCUUGCAAAUGAAGGGCAAUGCAAAUAUAUAGACCUAGAUAUACAUGAGAUUAUGGAUACUUUUGUUAACCGCAAAGUCAAGGUGGUACUGUACCCAUCUAUUCAAAGUUUAUCUUCUGAAGUAAUUGGUGUAAUUCGUGCUAGAAUCAAGUCUUCUAGAAAGCUUGCUCAUGGGAAGACCUCAUUCAGGAAGAGGAACAAUAACCCAGUCCGUCUAUUGGAUUGUGUUCAAAUAACACAAAUUUAUGAUAGUUCGAAUUCCCUCUCUCUUAGGACGGAAGCCAUGCGUGCUAAUGGAUUCAUAUUUGGAAAAAUGGUAAAAGCAAGGCUGUUGCAUAGUUAUCUCUGGGACUAUGCACGUGGUUUAUCUGCUAGGGGUGAUGUUUUAUCAGAUGGGAGACAAGAUAAUGAUCUACAGAAACCUUAUAUCAUUCAUAAUCUGUUUGAUAUGGAAGGAGCCACCAAGGAAAUUCCACUUGAGCUAUUUCUUCAAGUUGUGGGUUCUACUGUUAAAGUUGACAACAUGAGAGAGAAGUUUAAGAAGGGAGUGUGUUUAUGUGAUCUUUCUAUUCAAGAGUAUAAUGAUCUAAAUGAUGCUUCGGCAAUUAGGAGACUGUCUUCAAUUGUAACUAUUUUACAGAGGCUGAAGUUGAUUCGGCUAGUAACUAGAGGAAGUUCUGAUGCUGAAGUCAAUUUGUCACAUGCCAGUCCUGUUUAUGCCCUGGAGCUUAAGCCUUAUAUAGAGGAACCAUUAUUGGUUGCAACACAUUCAAAUUCUGGGUUUCUUGAUCUUGGCCCAGAACAGGAGAUUGUCAGACAUGAGUUUAUCCUCUCAAACAGAGAUGACGUUGAUGAAUACUGGCAAUUUUUGGAAUAUACUUAUGCUAGGGUUGAUCCAAAAGUUGGUUCGCAUGCAUUACCAGGGUAUACUGUUCAUGAGAUUUUUGGAUACAGAUCAUGGACCUCUGUUCGAAGAAUGACUGUUGGUCAGCAUGCAAUGCUCUACUGAAACUUCUAGCCAAGACCAAAUGCAAUGAAAAACUUCCAUACAAAAAAUGUAAGGAGAUUGCAAAGAACCUAAAUCUCACCAUGCUGCAGGUGCUUUGUGUAUAUAAUUCUAAGCUGCGACGUCGUCAAAGAAAUAAAAUUGUAAAUGAACUGGAGACCGAAUCCGAUCCGAUGGUCAUUAGUUCCUUUCUCAAAAAAGGAAAAGAUCUGCAAGAUCUA